This is a messenger RNA of Lingula anatina, 1631 nucleotides long. Its product is annotated as putative imidazolonepropionase. The record is from RefSeq and is a predicted model, not a curated record. Gene Ontology annotation, molecular function: imidazolonepropionase activity. Gene Ontology annotation, cellular component: cytoplasm. Lineage: Eukaryota; Metazoa; Brachiopoda; Lingulata; Lingulida; Lingulidae.
UUUCGAGUUAGACACAACACUGAUAAACAAGAUGGGCACUUACAAACUCUUAGUGCAUUCGGCAAGACAAGUUGUUCUUGUUGCUUCAAAAGGAGAACGAGUCCUAAAAGGAGAAGACAUGAAGCAUAUAGCUGUGCUUGAAGAAGAUGGAGCCAACGGAGUUAGCAUUAUAGUGGGGCGGGAUGGUCUGAUCCAUGCAGUGGGCUAUGAUGCAGACAUUCAGAAAAAAUAUUGUAAUGCAAAAUUCGAUAGAUCCCUUGAUGCUUCAGGAAUGUGUAUUGUACCAGGACUAGUGGACGGCCACACCCACCCUGUUUGGGCUGGAGACAGAGUGCAUGAGUUUGCUAUGAAGUUAGCAGGGGCCACUUACAUGGAGGUGCAUGCCGCAGGAGGUGGGAUCAACUUUACUGUGGACCACACUCGGAAGGCCAGCGAGGAGCAGCUGUUGAAGGAUUUCGAAGAGAGACUAAGGAGAAUGUUGCGCUGCGGCACCACUCUGGUGGAGUGUAAGAGUGGGUAUGGUCUUGAUGUGGAAACUGAGGUAAAAAUGCUGCAGGUGAUGGAGAAUGCCAAGAAAAAUGUCCCCAUUGACAUUUCAUCAACAUUUUGUGGAGCCCAUUCUGUUCCAAAAGGUAAAACAGCAGAUGAGGCAGCAGAUGAUGUUAUAAAUGUCCAGUUGGCCAGAAUAAAGGCCCUGAUGGACAGUGGUGAGCUGGAAUUGGACAGUAUAGACGUCUUCUGUGAGAAGGGAGUGUAUGAUGUAGAGCAGACGAGAAGAAUACUGCAUGCUGGGAAAGAAAUGGGGUUACUGAUCAAUUUUCAUGGAGAAGAGCUCAAUUACCUGGGUUCUGCUCAGAUGGGGGCAGAGCUCGGUGCAACAGCCAUCAGCCAUCUUGAAGAGGUAUCAGACGAGGGUAUCGCUGCCAUGGCAACAUCAAACACAGUAGCUGUGGUUCUCCCAACAACGGCAUACAUCCUCCGCCUGAGGGCGCCACCUGUUAGGAAAAUGAUUGAUGGCGGAGUGCCAGUGGCACUGGGGUCUGACUUUAACCCGAAUGCAUUUUGUUUAUCUAUGCCCUUGGUGAUGCAUCUCGCCUGCGUAAACUUCCGCAUGACCAUGAACGAGGCCCUGUGUGCUGCCACUCUGAAUGCUGCAGCAUCUGUGGGGAAAUCCCACAGCCAUGGCUCAUUAGAAGUGGGGAAAGUCGGUGAUAUGCUGGUGAUUAAUGCUCCUAGAUGGGAGCACCUUAUCUACCAGCUGGGAGGACAAGAUCAUGUGAUCAAGCACGUCAUCAGGCGGGGAGACGUAGUUCAUUCCAACUAGAAGAUAUCACAGCAUGCCCAUGGGAAGGGUGAAGGGGGUGAUGAAAAAACUGCCCCUUUGCCUGGAAAAGGUCUGCUCUGAAUAAAAAAGUUUGACCUAGAUUCCUUGCCAAUUAUGAAGUUAGAUCUACUAAGGGGGUGUAAGGGUCCACUUUUGUCAAAAGUGGAAUCCUCUUUUUGAAACUGUUGUCUGCCUGCCUGCAGAGUGAUGUUUGCUUCAGACUAGCACGAUGUAUAGACUACAGGGGCGGAUUGAGGCCGUCUUCUGGGUCUUCCGGAAGACGGUCAAAUUUCUAAGUUUACAUUGA